Molecule: messenger RNA, 1960 nt
Organism: Truncatella angustata
Lineage: Eukaryota; Fungi; Ascomycota; Sordariomycetes; Amphisphaeriales; Sporocadaceae
Product: major facilitator superfamily domain-containing protein
Exons: 9
Coding region: 1-1770 (589 amino acids)
Biological process (GO): transmembrane transport
Cellular component (GO): membrane
Molecular function (GO): transmembrane transporter activity
Source: RefSeq, a predicted model, not a curated record
AUGGCGGAACCACAGGUUGAAAGUGACCAGUCAAUUAAAGAACCUUCGUCACCAGUAAUACAAGAGGCAAAGGAACACUCUUCUGCCACCAGCCAUGAACUUGAAACAAACUCUCCAGUCCACGCAAAGACGUUUUUGGCAAUUCUUGCUGUUUGUCUGAUAUAUUUCGCGCAGUUGACCAGUGUGGUUGGAGCCGGUGCUCAAGGUCAAACAAUUAUCGCUCAUUUUAACUCUACCGCUAUAGUAUGGUUAACUGCACCCAUCGCCAUCGUCACCGUCGUCCUCGGUCCCAUCGUCGCCCAGGCAGCCGAUUAUUGGGGACGAAAAUGGUUCUUAAUAGUUUGUGCGAUGUUUGGCGCUAUCGGUUCCGUGGUGAUCGCGCGUGCAACCUCAAUGAAUAUGGUAAUAGCUGGCUUUACGCUUACGGGUGUGGCUUUUGGUGCCCAACCGUUGCUACAUACUGUCUCUCUUCUGCCAUUCGAGAAGAUCCUAACAUCUGAAGUUCUGCCACGAAGAUGGCGAAGCUGGGGACAGGCCAUUGACAUGGUUGCAACCUGUCUGGGGACAAUAUUUGGACUUCUCGUUGGUGGUGCGCUGAACCGAAACAAUGAUCCAACAUCGGAUGGAUUUCGAACCUACUUCCUUAUAUGUAUGGCGUGGUAUUUGAUCGCCGCAAUUCUGUGUUUCGUGGUAUACAAUCCCCCGCCUUUCGAAAACCAGCAAUUUACCACCACCGAGAAAUUAGCCAAGCUAGAUUGGAUCGGUUAUCUUCUACUUGCGGCUGGCCUUGUUUUAUUUUCUGUCGGACUGUCUUAUUCGCAGAAUCCUUACCAGUGGAACGAUCCGCAUGUCUCUGCAACCUUCGCCGUGGGCCUCGUACUAUUUUUGUGCUUAAUCGGCUACGAAACUUACAUCAAGAAGGAUGGCAUGUUCCACCACGGCCUUUUUACUGGAAACAGAAACUUCGCUAUCAGCGUAUUGACUGUCAGUUGCGAAGGUAUUGCCUACUUCGCCGCCAACAACUACCUCAUUUUCCAAAUCGGCACGCUCUACGAAUCAGACGCACUUAUCGUUGCCACGCGGUACUGUAUCAUGCUAAUUUCUGCCUCUUUGGGCGCACUUGCUGCUGGCUGGUAUUGUGCUGCUUACAAGCGUGUCCGUUGGAUUGCUGUUGCCGCCUUUGUUAUUUUCUUGAUCUUUUUCAUCUGUAUGGCGACUUCCAACACGGGGUCGAGUAAUGCCGUUUGGUUCUAUCCAGUUUUGCUUGGAGUUGGCCUCGGGAUGACCUUGACGACCCUGGUCACCGCCGCGCAGCUAUCUACUCCACCAGAACUUAUCGCCGAGGCAAGUGGUCUCAUGCUUAGCGCUCGAUCGCUUGGUGGCACCAUUGCCAUAGCUAUCUACAAUGCAUUAUUCAACAAUGAAAUCGCACACAUGGGAGAGAACAUUGCUAGCGCCGCUAUCAGCGAUGGGCUCUCCUCGGAAUACGUUGAAGAUUUUGUUACGGUACUGAGCGCACAGAGUAAAAAUCAGACAGCUCUGCUAGCCAUCCCCGGUGUGACUCCUCAGAUCGUUGAAGCUGGCACACAAGCGCUUCUAGACACAUACGUCCAAGCUUUUAGACAUGUGUAUAUAGCCGCUGCAUGUUUCGUCGCUGUAGCUGCAAUACUUGCUUCGUUCCUGUUCGACCCACAGCAGGAGUUCAACAUGCACAUUGAUGCACCUAUCGAAAAAGUAGCCGAACCCAGCCCAGACCAUGAGGUCGCGUGAGGGAUGUUAAGUUUAUGGGGGUAGCUACUCGUCCACCAAGUGUACAACUGACUUCUCCGGGCUGUCGUAAAGGAUCUAUAGAGACGAGAGGCUUAGAGCCGAGGCAGUGAUAUUGUGGAAACCAAUAUGCCGAAGUAGACUCGAUACUAGCCUCUUAGAAUUCUUUCGCAAGAGUUUGUUCUAUAGCAGU